AUGGAUCGAAUCCUGACCGUUGAGCGGCCAACUCACGGGAAUGAUCUUGGUCAAUCGGAUGACUAUAAUGACGGUCGGAAUGUUGAUGAGAACUGGGGAUUUUCUCUAUCUAAUCCUACGCAAGCGAGUCCCCUUGCGUUUCCGAUGGGCCUCCCCACGGCUAAUGCUGCAGAUGAAAUGAUACGAGGUCAGCAUGAUAAUUGGUUGGAUGGUAGCAUUCCAUUUCCAGAGUUCUUUGUACCUGAGCUUGAGCCUUUCGAUCAGCUAUUUUACGCCGUCGAAUGA
Penicillium hordei is the source of this 285-nucleotide messenger RNA. RefSeq lists its product as uncharacterized. NCBI's taxonomy places the organism in Eukaryota, Fungi, Ascomycota, Eurotiomycetes, Eurotiales, Aspergillaceae. Bases 1 to 285 code for a protein of 94 amino acids. The record is from RefSeq and is a predicted model, not a curated record. The transcript has a single exon.